GGGGACGGGAUGGAGGCCCGGCGGCCCUGAGCACCCAGCCUAUCUCAGAGGCCUGAGGAGCGGGACCCCAAAUGCCUGGGGUUCUCAGCCCCCAUGCCAAGGAAACGGGGCUGGUGCAUAGAGGCUUGGCUAGUUUGGGGAGGGGUUUACCUGCAGGCAGACAGGUCAGAGAGGCCUUUCCUGGUGUCUCCCACCUUCCGGGUUCCCUGGGCCAUCAUCUUCGGGCUCUGCCCUGCCCCACCUGGCUGGCUGACCACAGGACUGCAGGAUGGCUGAGGAGAUCAUCACCCCCGUGUACUGCACUGGGGUGUCUGCACAAGUGCAGAAGCAGCGGGCCAAGGAGCUGGGCCUGGGCCGCCAUGAAAAUGCCAUCAAGUACCUGGGCCAGGAUUAUGAGCAGCUACGGGCUCAGUGCCUGCAGAGUGGGGCCCUCUUCCGUGAUGAGGCCUUCCCCCCAGUGCCCCAGAGCCUGGGCUACAAGGAUCUAGGCCCCAACUCCUCCAAAACCUAUGGCAUCAAAUGGAAGCGUCCCACGGAGCUGCUCUCAAACCCCCAGUUCAUCGUGGAUGGAGCCACUCGCACAGACAUCUGCCAGGGAGCACUGGGGGACUGUUGGCUCCUGGCUGCCAUUGCCUCCCUCACCCUCAAUGACAACCUCCUGCACCGAGUGGUUCCUCAUGGGCAAAGUUUCCAGGAUGGAUAUGCCGGUAUCUUCCAUUUCCAGCUGUGGCAGUUUGGGGAGUGGGUGGACGUGGUCGUGGAUGAUCUGCUGCCCAUUAAGGACGGGAAGCUGGUGUUCGUGCACUCUGCCCAAGGCAACGAGUUCUGGAGUGCCCUGCUUGAGAAGGCCUAUGCCAAGGUAAAUGGCAGCUAUGAGGCCCUGUCAGGGGGCAGCACAUCAGAGGGCUUUGAGGACUUCACAGGCGGGGUCACCGAAUGGUACGAGCUGCGCAAAGCCCCCAGUGACCUCUACCACAUCAUCCUCAAGGCGCUGGAGCGAGGCUCCCUGCUGGGCUGCUCCAUUGAUAUCUCCAGCAUUCUGGACAUGGAGGCCAUCACCUUCAAGAAGCUGGUGAAGGGCCACGCCUACUCUGUGACUGGGGCCAAGCAGGUGAACUACCAGGGCCAGAUGCUGAGCCUGAUCCGGAUGCGGAACCCCUGGGGCGAGGUGGAGUGGACAGGAGCCUGGAGUGACGGCUCCUCGGAGUGGAACAACGUGGACCCUUAUGAGCGUGAGCAGCUCCGGGUCAAGAUGGAGGAUGGGGAGUUCUGGAUGUCAUUCCGAGACUUCAUGCGCGAGUUCACCCGCCUGGAGAUCUGCAACCUGACGCCGGACGCGCUCAAGAGCCAGCGCUUCCGCAAGUGGAACACGAUGCUGUACGAGGGCACCUGGCGGCGCGGGAGCACCGCCGGUGGCUGCCGGAACUACCCAGCCACCUUCUGGGUGAACCCCCAGUUCAAGAUCCGGCUGGAGGAAACGGAUGAUAUGGACGACGGGUAUGGGGGUCGCGAGUCAGGCUGCAGCUUCGUGCUCGCCCUCAUGCAGAAGCACCGCCGCCGCGAGCGCCGCUUUGGCCGCGACAUGGAGACCAUCGGCUUCGCGGUCUACGAGGUGAGCGGGUGGCUGGUGGGCCAGCCGGCCGUGCACCUGAAGCGGGACUUCUUCCUGGCCAACUCGUCGCGGGCGCGCUCGGAACAGUUCAUCAACCUACGGGAGGUCAGCACCCGCAUCUGCCUGCCGCCCGGGGAGUAUGUGGUGGUGCCCUCCACCUUCGAGCCCAACAAGGAGGGCGACUUUGUGCUGCGCUUCUUCUCGGAGAAGAGCGCCGGGACCGAGGAGCUGGAUGACCAGGUCCAGGCCAACCUCCCUGACGAGCAAGUGCUUUCAGAAGAGGAGAUUGAUGAGAACUUCAAGACCCUCUUCAGGCAACUGGCAGGGGAGGACAUGGAGAUCAGCGUCAAGGAGCUGCAAACCAUCCUCAACAGGAUCAUCCGCAAACACAAAGACCUGAGGACCAAUGGCUUCAGCCUGGAGUCCUGCCGCAGCAUGGUGAACCUCAUGGACCGGGACGGCAACGGGAAGCUGGGCCUGGUGGAGUUCAACAUCCUGUGGAACCGUAUCCGGAAUUACCUGUCCAUCUUUCGGAAGUUUGACUUGGACAAGUCGGGCAGCAUGAGUGCCUAUGAAAUGCGGAUGGCCAUCGAGUCUUCAGGCUUCAAGCUCAACAAGAAGCUGUAUGAGCUCAUUAUCACCCGUUACUCGGAGCCUGACCUGGCUGUGGACUUUGACAACUUCGUGUGCUGCCUCGUGCGGCUGGAGACCAUGUUCCGGUUUUUCAAAACUCUGGACACAGAUCUGGAUGGAGUCGUGACCUUUGACUUGUUUAAGUGGUUACAGCUGACCAUGUUUGCGUGAGGUGGGCUCAGGCCCCCCUGCUGCGUUCCUCUCCCUCGUCGUCUGCCAAGCACGUCUUCCUGCCACCCCACACCAGGCCACACCGACUGCAAGUGCCUUCCUGGGAGCAGGAGGCUGCCUCCCAUCUCCUGCCGCCUCGUCUCCCAGCUGCCAUCGUUCAUCUGCUUUGGGCAGAGCCGUGUGGCCCUCCCUGCCUUCACAGGCCACGGGCUCAGAUGGCCUCUCCCAGCCCCUCCUGUCCCCAAACCAGGAAGGCAGCUUCUGCUUGUUCCUGCCUCAGAAUGGGGCUCCAGUGGGAGCUGACAGCCUGGGCCUUCCAGCAUCCUGUGUGUCCUCUCCCCUCACUCCAGAGCCCACCCAGCCGGCCCGCCCACCUGGCCUCACCUGUAGACUAAACCGUAACCACUAACUCUGCACCGGCUGCAGCUGACGUGCAGAGCCCUCUCCCAGCUGGGGCCUCCCCCUGGGGCUGGGACUCCUGUUCCUUCCAGUGCAGAUGCCAGUGCCCCCACUCUUGCCCCCAGCCCCGCCCCACCUGCCACCAGGAGCCACCUGGCCUGGGGUGGUCAGGUGUUCCCUCCCUCCUUUUUUAUAUUGGUGAUUUUAAAGGGGACUCUUCAGGGACUGGGUACCAGUUAUGGGGGUGCCAGAGGCACCUGGGUGUGGGAUAGGAGGGUCUCAUGUUUCUAUGCAGAGAAACCCCAAAUAAUAAAGGAAAAUGCCCCA
Messenger RNA from Manis pentadactyla (Chinese pangolin), 3142 nucleotides. It is a transcript of the gene CAPN1, whose product is annotated as calpain 1. Gene Ontology annotation, biological process: proteolysis. Bases 269 to 2416 code for a protein of 715 amino acids. Lineage: Eukaryota; Metazoa; Chordata; Mammalia; Pholidota; Manidae. The transcript has 21 exons. Gene Ontology annotation, cellular component: cytoplasm. Gene Ontology annotation, molecular function: calcium-dependent cysteine-type endopeptidase activity; calcium ion binding. The record is from RefSeq and is a predicted model, not a curated record.